GGAAGCACGCACUGAAAAGAAUGAGAAUGACCUGUGAAGUGUCCUAGGGAACUGUGUGUGUAUCAAGUGUAGGCUACGCUUAGCCACUUUAGUUUUAGCUGAUUUGUCUGUCUCUCUUGUUAGUCCCCCGCAGACCAAAAUGCUGAGGUGCAGAGCUCUGUGGAAAAAGGUGGCCCCGCUCCCAAGGACGUCUUCAAUUUUGUAUCAGCAGCAUACGAAAAAAGCAGUGUUGAGGAAUGAGCGGAGUCCACUCACUGCUCAGCUGAUGCAGAUGUCUGCAGGCCCGUCGGGAGGCGGCGGCAGUGGCGGUGGAAAUGACAACAUGAAGUACUUUGUUCUAGUAGGAGUCACUGGUUUGGCAGGAGCAGUGUAUGCUUACAGGACGGUCAGAGGGGACAAGCUGAGGUAUCAGGACAGGAUAGAGGAGAUCUCCAGUAGACCAAACAAAGGAACAGGAGCACCGCAAACAGACACGGAGGCAGUUGCUCAGAAGGCUACACAAGAACUUGCUGAGGAGAAAAGGGAGCCUCCCUUGGCUGAGGAGGUCAUCGGUGACACACCCGUAGAGGAAUCUUCUCCAGUUCUGGAAUCGCCAGCUGAACUCACCUCAGAAGCAACUUCAACACAAGCAGACGUCCCUUCAACAGAACCGGAAGCCCCUUCAGCAGAACCGGAAGCCCCUUCAGCAGAACCGGAAGCCCCUUCAGCAGAACCUGAAGUCCCUUCAACAGAACCUGAAGUUCCUUCUACUGAAACGGAAGUCCCUUCUGCGGGAGAACCAGAAGUUCCUUCAGAAGAACAAAACCCUUCUGAAUCGGCAACCUCUGAAGUAUUGGAGGACUCCACACUAGUCAUUCCAGAACCUACUGCAGGAAAAGAAGCAUUAGAAAGUGUUGGUGAAGCCACGCAGGGAGGAGCAGAGUUGGAAUCGGAAUCCAAAUCUGGAAGCACGGAAUCUGAAACUGUCAUGGAAUCUGCUGCACAGUCAAGUGCACAGGCUGAGACGAGUGUACCAAUACCAGAAGCCAGUGAAACCCCAGCCGAGUCCUCAGUAUCUCCAAGUGAGACCACUGAACCAGAAUUGGAAACGCCCUCAACAGAACCAAGUGAAUCCUCCGUCUUGCCCACGGUAGUAGAAAUUGCUGAGGCGACAGCGGUCGUUGUAGAUCAAAGCACGCCUGCUGCUACGGUGUCUGGCGAACAGAUAUCAUCUCCUGUGGCUGAAAGUGCAAGUCCAGCCCCCGCCUCUGAGACGCCAGUUGUCUCGGAAACCGCAGCUUCAGCAGCGCCUGCUACCCCCACGGAGGCUGUUGUCAUCCAUGUUCCGGAACACUCUCCCUACCUUCUGAUUGGUGGAGGCACUGCCUCCUUUGCGGCAGCUCGGUCCAUUCGAGCGAGGGAUCCAGGGGCCAGGGUGCUGAUCAUCACAGACGAGCCAGAUAUACCAUACAUGCGACCACCUCUCUCCAAAGAGCUGUGGUUCUCAGAUGACCCAGAGACAAAAGAGACGCUACGCUUCAAACAGUGGAAUGGCAAAGAACGAAGGUUGGUGUUAAAGAAGUCCUCCAAAGUGGACAUUGGUAGUGACAUCUUCCAUUUUUCCAUCCUUACUCGGCUGUUUGCUUGCUGUGGGCUUCCACAGAUCCAGACAGAUCACUUGGUGGCCGCCGUUGGUCUGGAGCCGAGCGUGGACCUCGCCAAAUCGGCUGGACUGGAGGUCGACUCAGACUUUGGAGGGUAUCGUGUCAAUGCUGAACUCCAGGCCCGAUCAAACAUUUGGGUGGCUGGUGAUGCAGCUUGCUUCUAUGACAUCAAGCUGGGCAGGAGGCGAGUGGAGCACCAUGACCAUGCAGUCGUCAGCGGUCGGCUGGCUGGGGAGAACAUGACCGGGGCUAGCAAGCCCUACUGGCACCAGUCCAUGUUCUGGAGUGACCUUGGGCCCGAUGUGGGAUAUGAGGCAAUUGGCAUUGUCGACAGCAGCCUCCCCACCGUGGGUGUGUUUGCCAAAGCAACAGCCAAGGAUACCCCCAAAGCUGCCACAGAGAUAUCAGGCACAGGGAUACGGUCGGAGAGCGAGACAGAGGCUGUAGCUGGUAACGUGACCCCUGUGGGGAAAAGUGCGCCGCCGCCACCGCUCACACAUCAGAAAGAUGAGUACGGCAAAGGGGUGAUAUUCUACCUGCGCGACAAAGUGGUGGUCGGAAUCAUACUGUGGAACGUCUUCAACAGGAUGCCCAUUGCUAGAAAGAUCAUUAAAGAUGGAGAGGAGCAUGCAGACCUCAACGAAGUGGCUAAGCUUUUCAAUAUUCAUGAAGACUGAUAGUUCCACAAAACUUAGGUGGCACACACACACACACACACACACACACACACACACACACACACACACACACACACACACACACACACACACACACAGAGAGACACAUACACAGACACAGACACAGACACACGUACAGACACUCUUACAUAUGCACAAACACACAAGGACCCAAUGUGGGAAACAUGGCCCUUAAUGGUCAGUUGGUUGUACCCUUUGAUCAACGUCAGUGCAAAGCCUUGUUACAUAAACACUCUGUCUGAGGAACCUGUUUUUUCAUAUGGUCUUUUCAAUUGUACUCUUGAUUCUUUUUUUUUUCCCUGUACAGCUGUGUGAGUAAUGCAGCCCGUACUUGAAUCACAGAAUGCUCUCCUCCUGCCUUCUAGUUCUAUCUUUCUCCCUACUGUCCAUGCUCCGUUCUUCUUCAUGCUCCGUUCUUCUUCACUGUGCGAAUGAAGCUGUUUUAACGUCAAGCGAUGACUAUAUGUUUGAAGCCUUGACAUAAUCCCCUCAAGUUUAUCAACAAUAAAAUCAAUUAUUUUGUAAA
This is a messenger RNA of Engraulis encrasicolus (European anchovy), 2867 nucleotides long. RefSeq names its product apoptosis inducing factor mitochondrion associated 1 (gene aifm1). Gene Ontology annotation, molecular function: FAD binding; NAD(P)H oxidase H2O2-forming activity; protein dimerization activity. Bases 140 to 2320 code for a protein of 726 amino acids. Lineage: Eukaryota; Metazoa; Chordata; Actinopteri; Clupeiformes; Engraulidae. Gene Ontology annotation, biological process: mitochondrial respiratory chain complex assembly; apoptotic process. The record is from RefSeq and is a predicted model, not a curated record. Gene Ontology annotation, cellular component: cytoplasm; mitochondrion. The transcript has 17 exons.